Messenger RNA from Triticum urartu, 604 nucleotides. Lineage: Eukaryota; Viridiplantae; Streptophyta; Magnoliopsida; Poales; Poaceae. The record is from RefSeq and is a predicted model, not a curated record.
CUCUCCAUGAAACCAAGCAACCCUGCGCCAUUACAAGACUCACAGAUUACAUCAUUUGCACCGGCUGUACUAGCUUGAUCAUCACAAUAUGUCCUCCACCAACAGCUGGACCCACGAGAUCGAGUCGGCGGUCACCGCACCGCGCCUCUUCCGCGCUGGCGUCAUGGACUGGCACACCCUGGCUCCCAAGCUCGCGCCGCAAAUUGUUGCCAGUGCCCACCCCGUUGAGGGAGAAGGCGGUAUCGGCAGCGUCAGGCAGUUCAACUUCACCUCAGCCAUGCCCUUCAACCUCAUGAAGGAGAGGCUCGAGUUCAUUGACACGGACAAGUGCGAGUGCAAGUCAACCAUCAUCAAGGGUGGUGGCAUCGGCACGGAAAUUGAGACGGCCACAUCGCACAUCAAGGUGGAGCCGACAGCUAAUGGUGGGAGCGUGGUGAAGGUGGAAUCGACAUACAAGCUACUGCCAGGCAUGGAGGUGAAGGAUGAGAUCACCAAGGCCAAGGAUUCUGUCACGGGCAUCUUCAAGGCCACCGAGGCCUACCUUAUCGCCAACCCGGAUGCCUACAACUAAAUCAAUUGAGAGGAAUCAUACAUGAUUAUGCUG